UCUAUUUUCAAUGCCAUUUCACAAAUAAAAUUGGCAUUGGCAACUUUUUUUUUUGAGUUUUCACAGGACAUGACUCCUCGUGAAAUAGUUAUUCUAGUCCUAUUAGUUACAAUAUGCUUGCUUGUGCCAUCACUCUUCUGCUUAAUCUGUGUGGCUUGUCGCAUGCAUCUCGAUGCCAUUCGCAGGCGCCGCCUCCAGGUUUUCCAGGACACAUCAUCGUUGCCUCGGGAUUCCCCCGUGAUAAUAUCUCUACCCAAUUCAGGCCUCGAUAAUUGCACGAUCCAAUCGUACCAAAAGGUUGUCCUUGGUGAAAGCCUACGGCUUCCGGGGCUUAACGCAAUGACUUGUCCAAUAUGCCUUGUUGAGUACAGUGCUGGAGAUUCAAUCAGGCUCAUACCUUUGUGCCAACAUUGCUUCCAUGCCCACUGUGUUGAUGAGUGGUUGAAGAUGAAGGCUACUUGCCCUGUUUGUCGAAAUUCUCCGCCACCCCGUCAAGAAAACACGAAGCUUGACCAAUUGUAGUUGAUGCAGUAACAAUUGUCAUCGAAGAAUGUGGUGGCAUGGUUGAGAUUUCUUAACUUUUAACUAAAAGUUACAAUUCUAGUCUUGAAAAUAUAAAGUCUUCUUUUUGUAGAAAGGACUUUAUUUCUUUAAUGGAUUUAUAACGCAAAUCUAGAUUAGUCGGAUGUUCGUGAAAU
Molecule: messenger RNA, 698 nt
Organism: Lycium ferocissimum
Lineage: Eukaryota; Viridiplantae; Streptophyta; Magnoliopsida; Solanales; Solanaceae
Product: RING-H2 finger protein ATL20-like
Exons: 2
Coding region: 70-522 (150 amino acids)
Source: RefSeq, a predicted model, not a curated record